Molecule: messenger RNA, 896 nt
Organism: Capsella rubella
Lineage: Eukaryota; Viridiplantae; Streptophyta; Magnoliopsida; Brassicales; Brassicaceae
Product: SKP1-like protein 18
Exons: 1
Coding region: 52-651 (199 amino acids)
Biological process (GO): SCF-dependent proteasomal ubiquitin-dependent protein catabolic process
Cellular component (GO): cytoplasm; nucleus
Molecular function (GO): cullin family protein binding
Source: RefSeq, a predicted model, not a curated record
UUGUUGUUGUUGUUGUUAGGUGUUCCUUAUUUAUUUUUCUCCGAUUUAACAAUGUCUUCUUCCAAAAAGAUUUUGGCCGGCGCGUCUUCUUCGAAAAUGAAUUUGGCGGGUACCUCCGCCGCCGGCGGGUCUUCAUCCGAGAUUGUGGAAGCGGUGGCGAGUCUAACAAUGUCUUCCGGAAACAAGAUUGUGCUGACGAGCUCCGACGGCGAGUCGUUCGAGAUCGACGAAGCGGUGGCGCGUCAGUUUCAGAUCGUAGCGCACAUGAUCGAAGAUGACUGCGCCGGUAAAGCGAUUCCGAUAGAGAACAUCACGGGAGAGAUCCUGGCCUUGGUAAUCGAGUACGGGAAGAUGCAUGUCGGAGAAGCCGGUAAGACUGAGGAAGAUGAAGACGAGGAGGCGAAGAAGAAGCUCGAUGAGUGGGACGCUGAGUUCGUGGAGAAGCUAGAUCUGCAGACGAUAUUCAAAAUCAUCCUCGCUGCUAACUACCUCAACUUCGAAGGGCUUCUCGGAUUCGCUAGCCAGACGGUUGCGGACUACAUCAAGGACAAGUCACCAGAGGAAGUCCGAGAGAUCUUCAACAUCGAGAACGAUUUCACUCCUGAGGAAGAAGAAGAGAUUCGUAGGGAGAACGCUUGGACUUUUAAUUAGUCAUCCUACUACCUUUUCCUCGAUCCUUCGUUUCGAAACUUUAGGGUUUUUUUAUGUUUAGCCCCUUUUAGAAUUCGUGAAUGGUGGUUGGUCUUUUAGUUUUCUCGAUUGACUUGGUCUCAAGUUAUGUUCUUUGUGUAGUACUAAGAUAUUGACCAAAUGUUCUUGCUCUGUUAGCGUUCUGAUUCGAUUCUCGAUCAUGUGAAAAGCCCUAAUUUGAAAAAAACCAGUGUUCUUCUUCUUUA